Molecule: messenger RNA, 220 nt
Organism: Geodia barretti
Lineage: Eukaryota; Metazoa; Porifera; Demospongiae; Tetractinellida; Geodiidae
Source: the annotation of a GenBank genome assembly
GAGGCUGUGGUUUAUGCAACUCAUAUGCCAUGUUCUUCUCCAUUGCCACAUGUUUGGAAGAAGCUGCUGAAGACUUAGCCACUGUUCGAAAAAGAUGGACAUACUUGUCAUCUUAUCAGUAGGAGAAGGUUGAUUGGAUGGCUGGGGAUCAUGGACAGUAGCUACAGUGAUGUAGUCAGGUUCUCCAGAAGAGUCCACCCCUCCCCCUGCUGCCAGACCA